AUGGAGGGGAACUUGACAUACCUGUCCAGUGGAGGAGGCUUCGAGGACGUGCUGGAGGAUUACACGUCACUGACACCCAACACCUCUGCAGCCUAUGACUACAUGGACUUCUACACAGAUCUGGACAUCAACUGUGGCCUUGGACACAUCCCAGCAUUUGCAUCUACCUUUUUCCCAGUGCUGUACUCCCUACUGUUCGUGACUGGCCUCGUGGGAAAUGCUUUGGUCAUUUGGAUCCUAACACUCAGGAAAGUCAAGGCCGUGGCCGACAUGUACCUGCUGAACCUCGCCAUCUCUGACCUCCUCUUUGUUUUCUCCCUCCCUUUCUUGGUUCAGUACUCCAUCGUGAGCCAGUGGACUUUCGGAAAUGCCAUGUGUAAAAUCAUCAGCUCAGCUUACUUCAUUGGCUUCUACAGCAGCGCCUUCUUCAUCACCAUCCUGAGCAUUGACCGGUACUUGGCCAUCGUGCAGUCCGUGCACGCUCUGCAGAUCCGCACGCCUGCCCACGGCCUCCUCACCAGCCUGCUCCUUUGGGCACUUGCCAUUUUAGCAGCGACACCAGACUUAGUUUUUUUCCAGGCAAUGAAUGAAAAUAACUGGACUAAGUGUGUCCCUCAUUAUCCUGGCAGUGACAAUGGCUGGAAGAUCUUCAGCAAUUUUGAAGUCAAUAUCCUGGGGUGGCUGAUCCCCGCUGCCAUCCUCACCUUCUGCUACCACAGCAUCUUGAAAAACCUGCCCAAGUGCCACACUCACAACAAGUACAAGGCAAUGAAACUGGUUUUUAUCGUCGUCAUUGUGUUCUUCCUCUUCUGGACCCCCCUCAAUGUCACCCUUUUUCUGAACUCUCUGAGGUACAUGUACAUCCUGGAUGACUGCCACACGAGCCAAAGGCUCGACCUGGCCAUGGAGCUGGCUGAGGCGUUCUCCUUCAUCCACUGCUGCCUCAACCCCUUCAUCUACGCCUUUGUGGGUCAGAAGUUCAAGAAGCAACUCCACGAAGCUUUCAGUAGAUACACACGUUUUCUGUCAGCCUGCAAAGGUGGUUUCGAUGGGCACAGCUUGGAAAAGCACUCCUCUCUGCACACAAAGUCCUCACAGUUGUCUUUUGCUGGCACUGCCUUCUAG
Colius striatus (speckled mousebird) is the source of this 1125-nucleotide messenger RNA. Its product is annotated as C-C chemokine receptor type 8-like. Gene Ontology annotation, biological process: G protein-coupled receptor signaling pathway; chemotaxis; immune response. Gene Ontology annotation, cellular component: membrane. The record is from RefSeq and is a predicted model, not a curated record. Bases 1 to 1125 code for a protein of 374 amino acids. The transcript is spliced from 2 exons. Lineage: Eukaryota; Metazoa; Chordata; Aves; Coliiformes; Coliidae. Gene Ontology annotation, molecular function: chemokine receptor activity.